UCUCAUUAUUUCUACUACACAUGCGCAGAAUGGUCCAGAAACCAGAGUACUUACGUAUAUAAUGUUGUAGGAUGCAAGCUCAUCAACGCUGCUAUUGAUGCUCGCAAAACAUUCUAGUAAUACUGCUAGGUGCUGAGAAUGAGUGUUCUUGUGUAUAUGAGCUGCCUGUGUGUAGUAUUGCUGGGGAAGCUCAGUGUACUGGUGUCUGCAAACUAUGUGGUGCAAGUGAGGAUGAUCUCCUAUAUUCAUCCAUCCAACACACGCUCUGAUGGUCAAUGUUGUGAUUCUGAACCAGGCAAUGGACUAUGUAGCGGAGGGGAGCGCUGUGACACCUACUUCAUCUACUGUCUGAUGCCACGUGCCAGUACUGCUAUAGGGUGCUCCAAUGCUACUUCCGGAUUUACUCUAGUCAGUAGCGUUAGCCCUGAUGGGGCAGACAUUGAUUUCUCACAACCUACUGCACUAGGACUCCCUAAUCCAUUCCUUCUGACUGGAAUAUCGACAGCCUGGGAGAGUGCUCAGCUUUACAUACAAGUUACUGAUUCUGAUAACAAUUCACCAGAUGAUGUUAUUGCAAGGUAUCGCUUUGAAUUGAGUCUUGCAGUGGGAUCGACAACCACAUUAACUGCCUCAUCAACUAACAAUCCUUCUAUCAAUGUUAGAAUAACAGUGUUAUGUGCUCCAUUCUACUCCGGAAGUAGUUGUGAUAUACUUGAUCAUUGUGAAUCCAAUUCUGUCACAUGCAGUGACAGAAGAACAUGUGUGAAUGGAUUUAAUAGUUUCACUUGCAACUGUAACUCUCCCUACUUUGGUGCAAACUGUGAGAGUCAAAACUUUUGCUUCAACAGAAACUGCAAUACGAGAGGAACAUGUAACAAUGGCGUUGAUUUCUACACCUGUGUCUGUGAUCCUGGCUAUACUGGUGCUGAUUGUGAGGACAUUGAUAAUUGCGAGGGGCAGAGCUGCAGUGGAAAUGGUGACUGUAUGAAUGAGGUCAACUCUUACACCUGUGUCUGCAAUGCUGGCUAUACUGGUGCUGAUUGUGAGGAUGAUAUUGAUGAGUGCUUACUAAUGGAGAGUGUGUGCAGUGGCCGUGGGAAUUGCUCUCAUGGAAUAGCCACAUUCACCUGCUCAUGUGAUCCUGGCUACACUGGACAGAGAUGUGAGACUGACAUUGAUGAUUGUGUAGAUAUGAAAUGCAGUGGAAAUGGUGGUUGUAUUGACAUGGUGAACAUGUUCCUAUGUGACUGUGAUCCUGGCUACACUGGUGCUUAUUGUGAGACUGACAUUGAUGAUUGUGUGAAUAGGAACUGCAGUGGAACUGGUGUGUGUGUGGAUGGUGUCAACUCGUUCAGUUGUGAGUGUGUGUCUGGCUUCACUGGAGAGAUGUGCAGUAUACAAGAUGCUAGAUCAUAUGAUGCAACAGCUAUUAUAAUUGGUGGAGUAGUGGGGGGACUAGUCGGCAUUGUACUGAUUGCAGUCAUAGCUGUUCUCAUAGUGAUUAUCCUCAAAAAUAAGAAAUCAUCACAAUACGUUAAAGGAGGAGAAACAGUUGAUAAUGAUAUACAAUGUCAGCACAAUGUGGUGUAUGGCGUGUUUGAGAUGACUCAACCCAACACCCUCACUACUCCCUUCUCUCCACAAGAAUAUGACUACCCGUUGUGUACUAUGUCGGAGCCCUUCCAACCAGUGUAUGAGAGUGUGAAUGAGAAACUCACGAUAAGGCCACUGCAAAUUUGACUUUAGUUUCUCGUCAGAAAAUUUUGAAGUUUUGAUGAGAACGAGCUGUCUAUUACCAUUAUCUAUUACUAUGAAUAUAAUUAAAAAUCAAAAAUUAAUUACAAAAUUCACAAAUAA
This is a messenger RNA of Halichondria panicea, 1857 nucleotides long. Its product is annotated as delta-like protein C. Gene Ontology annotation, molecular function: calcium ion binding. The coding region runs from base 139 to 1740 and encodes 533 amino acids. NCBI's taxonomy places the organism in Eukaryota, Metazoa, Porifera, Demospongiae, Suberitida, Halichondriidae. The transcript is spliced from 5 exons. The record is from RefSeq and is a predicted model, not a curated record.